UUUCAAAAUUUCCCCACUUUUUGUAGAACACCAGAAGGGGGCAUCAAUUCACGACACGAGGGAUGGGAGCACCCAAACGGCUGAGAGCCUGACGACACACUCGCGUCCGUUCCCCUAUGUCGACGACGAAUGCUUAUGCCGGUGCUCGAUCCGGCGGAAAAAUAGUUAAUAAAAGGCACAGGAAAUUCUCAACAUUCACCCCAUACGACCGUCCACCUCCGCCUCCAGCACAGCAAAGCCCCAAUUGGCUCACCGGUGUCGUGUUUCCGGCCACUCGUACUAUUGUCUCCGGUGCAGCAAAGUUGCUGUCUUCCGUCUUCGAUUCAGACUCUUCUUCUUGUUCUUCAUCUUCGGCCUGUACACACCCUGACAGCAAUAGCAUAGAAGAGGAUGACACCAAAGAUGACAAUGAUCAUGAUAAAGACGUCGAAUUAUUGAAAGAGACAGACUAUGCUGCAACAGAUGGUGAACAUAGUGAAGGAAUGAGCAAGAGCAAAUGUUUAAUCGAACAGCUACUUAUGAGGGAAACUUUUUCGAGGCGUGCCAAGUCAAAACAAGAAGAUUAUUUCAGGAUGGGGGGAAGUAUCAUUUAUUGAGAAUUAAUUAUUUCAAUGCAACACUGCAUCAAAGUGUAGCUAAGUGAAUAUCGCGCAGCACAAGAGUAAAGAAAACUCAAUACAAUAUUAAAAGCAGAAUAGAGUGCCUCAUUUUAGUUCUUCCUUCAUUACUUGAUAUCAAUUUUCUUUAUGUUAGUUUUUGGAUUUUUAAAAUUUGCACACCCCUUUUGAGAUUAUGUUGCAGAAAUAUGUCUAUCCCAUAUGAAUGUGUUCUUUAUUAGUAGUUAUGUGUUGGUUUUCCACCAAUAUAUUUCAGCUGCAUAAUGGACUUGCAUCUCUUUCUGACGUAUCUUGUUUGUUAUCAUAUUUACCAGGGCAGAGUGUGAGAGGUUUAUAAACUUGAUCAACUCCAGAGCUGUGGAUUCGCCAACACUCUAUUAUGGCCUCCAAGAUGCAAUACCGGAUGGAACCACCGGUACCUUGAAUGCUUGCAGUCAAGCUAUUAUUGAAGCACGAGAAUGGUUAAAAAACAAGAAAGAAGAUUUGCACUUAGGUCCAUGCCUUGUUGAUCAGCCAAUAUCUUUUAUAACUGAAAAUAUGGAAAAUCUAGAUGGCUCUCCUAUAUAUGUGGCAAAGUCAUAUAUGAAAGCUCGUCCUCCAUGGGCAUCUCCUUCUGCCGAGCAUGAAACAAGAACACCAUCAAUGAAGUCGAAGCUUUUCGACAAGGGAACUCCUUUUCCUGAUGGGUUUGAUUCUACAUCCUCUUCACGGAAAAAAAAUGCUCUUGCAUCUGGAUCAUGGAAUAUACAUGAGGAAAUACGAAGAGUUCGUUCAAAAGCAACAAAUGACAUGCUACACUCCCCCCCUGCCAAAAGAAUUGAUCUGCCACUAUUGUCUGAACAGAAAAUGAAGCGGAAAGCUUUUAUUGAUUCAAAACUGACUACUAUGGGUGACAUGGCAGUACUGGCUACUGAUAUUGGAUUAUCUGAGAUCAGACAAGUUGCUGGAGAGUCUAGAACUGUGCUAUUUAAGCCAUCUGAAGCACAGGAUAAUGAACGAGCUGAAGUUGCUGGAGUGUCUUCUGCUUCCGAGUCUCAUCACCACAGUGGUCCUGUUCUCACAUCAGAAAAUGUUGAUGUGAAAGGCGUACCAUCCUUGGAAGUUAGUUUGCUUGGAGGUGGAGAACAUGAAAAGAUGCAAAUAGGCGCAUUUCCAAGCACCGAAAGACCGAGUAAUGAUGUUAGGGCGGUGCAGGUCAAGUGUGACUUUCUAACCGAGUGUCUUGAAAUACCUAAUUACGAGAAUGAGCAGAUGAGUAGUGGUAGUAGUAGUACUCCAAAAUAGUUGUAACACGCUUUAGUAAUAAUAUUUCAUCGUAGAGUAACCCCCUUUCUCAUCGCCCACUUUAUUAGUCUUGCACUCUAUUGUAGACUAGGCUAAGCUAGACUAGAAUGCUUUGACAUGCAUGCUUCCAUACCUCCUGUAGUUCUUAUUAGUAUUUAGUAUAUUAUUGUACAUUUUUUGAAGUUUAUUUAGAACAUAUUUUUGAUGUUUUGUUUUCAUCCCUUUCAACUUUGAUAUAUGUUA
Cuscuta epithymum is the source of this 2144-nucleotide messenger RNA. Lineage: Eukaryota; Viridiplantae; Streptophyta; Magnoliopsida; Solanales; Convolvulaceae. The record is from the annotation of a GenBank genome assembly.